UCCGCCGGCCGCUCUAGCCGCCGUCGCUAUCACUCCUUGGUUUCCGGCUGCGUUCUGACUGUUCUGCGCCUUGUGAUUCCUGGAGACGGGCUCUGCGCGUGGAGAGGUGCGUGGUCGCGUCCUCGCACUCCCCACCCGCAUGUUCGAGGAGCCGGAGUGGGCCGAGGAGGCCCCGGCAGCCGCGGGCCUCGGGCCUGUGUCCUCAUGGCCUCGGCCCUCGGCAGCCUCGAAGAUCAAAGGCUCCAAGCGCCGCCAGCUCUUGGCCACAUUACGGGUCCUGGAGGCAGCAUCUCUUCCCCAGCAGUCCCUUAGCCUGCCUGGCAGUGACUCUGAGGAGGAGGAGGUGGUGGAAAGGAAGAAGAAACGCCCGAAAAAGGCCUCAUUUGCCAGUGUUUCUACUGAAAUAGAGGAGAAAAGGAAGAAGAAACAUCAAAAACAGGACCCACCUGGCAGUGACUCUGAGGAAAAGGAAGUAGAAAGGAAGAAGUGCUGCAAAGGGGCUCUUCUUGGCAGUGGUUCUGCUGAAGAAAAGAAAAGGAAGAGGAAAUGCCAGAAACAGGCCCCUUCAAACGCUGCCCAGCACCUGGACAAUGGUGACCAAACAGGUCCCAAAGCUUGGAAGAGUAGUGGUGCAAAUGGCCCACCUGAGCCAAGCCCUGGGACCACUUCCCCUGAAGCCCCCCAUACCUUGAGUCGCAAGCAGUGGCGGAACCGGCAGAAGAACAAGCGUAGACACAAAAACAAGUUUCGGCCACCUCAGCCCCCAGACCAGGCUCCAGCCACAGCCCCCGCGGAGGAGACAGAGGUGCCUCCUGCCCCCAGUCCAGACAACCGUGAGGCUCGGGCGGGGGCUCUGCGAGCCCGUAUGGCGCAGCGGCUGGAUGGUGCCCGAUUUCGCUACCUCAAUGAACAACUGUACUCAGGGCCCAGCAGUGCUGCACAACGCCUUUUCCAGGAAGACCCUGAGGCCUUUAUCCUCUACCACCGCGGCUUCCAAAACCAAGUCAAGAAGUGGCCGCUGCAGCCUGUAGACCGCAUUGCCAGGGAUCUUCGCCAGCGGCCUGCCUCCCUGGUGGUAGCUGACUUCGGCUGUGGGGACUGCCGCCUGGCUUCAAGUAUCCGGAACCCUGUACACUGCUUUGACUUGGCCUCUCUGGACCCCAGAGUCACUGUGUGUGACAUGGCCCAGGUGCCUCUGGAGGAUGAGUCUGUAGAUGUGGCUGUGUUCUGCCUUUCACUGAUGGGAACCAACAUCAGAGACUUCCUAGAGGAGGCAAAUCGAGUGCUGAAGCCAGGGGGUUUCCUGAAAGUGGCUGAGGUCAGCAGCCGCUUUGAAGAUGUUCGGACGUUUCUGGGGGCUGUGACCAAACUAGGCUUCAAGGUCAUCUCCAAGAUCUUCACACCAACAUCACCUUUCUUCUAUGGAAGAAACUGGCUAAAUCCUCACCAAAAUGUCCUUUUCCUGGACAGAUACUUAAGCUGCAUUUCCGAGCUUCUUGCAUGAAGGCGGGGCUGUGUGAGCAGUCCUCGCCAGUGAAAAGUAAGUAGAAGUAGAUGAGCCUUCUCCACAUUCUCCCACCACCUCCUCUGCCUUCCAGGGUGACCUUGAGGCACAUGUUUUGAAAAUGAUGGAGUCAAAGCAUAGAAGUCUGGAUAUCUGAGUCACUGCUUAGAGGAAAGGUGGUUGGCCGAGAACAUGCACGUGGGACUUUGAACAAGGAGUAAACCUCUGUUGCAUUAGUUUAGUGAGCUUUGGGAAUGUUAUGGCAGUUGGCUUUAUAUACUGUGGCUAAUUAACCUAUCUUCUCUGGGCAUCCUGUCCAGCUUACUCUUGAUCACAAAACUGUUUUUGUCUUCUUCAGGGUGCUUCAGACAUUUAAUUACCUUACCAGAUGCCAGUCAACAUUUCCCACCUGUCCUAUGAAUUUGAAUAUUAGGAAAAAAAUGCUCACAUGAGGAAGUUGAGAUACUCAUUUUAUCAGUUACAUUUUGAUUGUGAUAAAAAAAACUCCCACUAAAGACGUCUUAAACAAAUUAGAUUUUUCUUCUAAUAUAAGUAGAAACAGCUUGGGAUGCUCAAGUGGCUGUUGGCACGAGUUCAGGACCUCGAGGAUCUUAGCGAUAAGGUCUCUGAUUCUCUUGGUCUCUUGAUUCUCAUGGUCCCACGAUGAUGUGUUCUUGAUUGAGCAGGGACACCCUACUUAGUGUUACACUUCUUGGCUGUCUUGCUGAGUGCCCCAGCCCCUAUCCUUUUGGCCUUACUCUGAAGGUCCUUCUACGUUGUUAAUGCUCUUGUGUAAAUAUGUCCCAUUAUUCCCUACAGCAUGGCUGAGGCCAAUCUAAAAUAGUAACAUUUUAAAUAUACUUGUCUCCCCCACCCCUUCCCACAUCUCAGAGGCCUGUCAGCAGCUCAUCCAGUUCAAAGCUGCUCUCUCUCCAGCUCAGUGCCAGGGAACAUGGUCUGUUUCUUUCACUCAUUCUUCACCUUCUCUGUCACUUCUAAGAUCGGGAUGGGGGAGGGCAUAUUAAAGGCAAAAAGACCAAACUUCUGUUUAGUUUGGCUCCAUCAGUGUGCUCUGCAAAGACAGGCACUUAAAUGUUGGUUCUGGUGUGGGAUAUUGGGGUUCCUUGGACCUCCCCCCUGCCCCAUGGGGACUUGUGUACUCACUGGCUUUGGUUCCCUCCUUAUGAUACUCAGCCCACACUUCCCCUCAGCUCCUCAGCUCCUGACCCUGAUGGUGUAUGCACAGCCUCAUAGUGCUAAAGUCCCUCACCCUGGCAGGCACCCCUCCUGGGAGAGGGCCCAACAAACACCUCAAGACUGGUUACCUUGCCUAACAGAAUUAGAAAAAGAAGAACAAAGCCCAAAGUCAGUAGAAAGAAGGAAAUAAGAAAAA
Molecule: messenger RNA, 2897 nt
Organism: Equus quagga
Lineage: Eukaryota; Metazoa; Chordata; Mammalia; Perissodactyla; Equidae
Gene: RRP8
Product: ribosomal RNA processing 8
Exons: 7
Coding region: 140-1504 (454 amino acids)
Biological process (GO): rDNA heterochromatin formation; regulation of transcription by glucose; cellular response to glucose starvation
Cellular component (GO): chromatin silencing complex; nucleolus; rDNA heterochromatin
Molecular function (GO): methyltransferase activity
Source: RefSeq, a predicted model, not a curated record